Molecule: messenger RNA, 935 nt
Organism: Chara braunii
Lineage: Eukaryota; Viridiplantae; Streptophyta; Charophyceae; Charales; Characeae
Source: the annotation of a GenBank genome assembly
UAGUAGUUUGGACUCCAAUCCAUUAAUUUCUUUAUUUAUCUUUGCUGAUUGUGAAUCACUUUUACAUUCUUCUUCUUGUUGAUGUCAGUCAUUGAGUUGUUUUUGUAUAUUGAUUUCCUCUAGAUGGCGUUGUUGAGCAAACAAUUUGGAAUAUUCAUUGCAUUUAUGGCCAAAAAAAUUGAUGACUCAAGGCGUGGGAGAUCACCAGCACGGAGAUCGGAUCGAUCUCUUGACAGAUCUAGGGAAGACAAGAAGAGGCGGGAGAGACGUCUUUCGGGAUCUGGUUCAUCAGAUAUAAGCAAAAGGAGGCGGCGAAGUGCAUCAAGGGAACGAGACGGCAAGCAGUACGAUUUCCCGUAUAACAAGCCAGCACCAGGCAACAUGGGUUGGUUCACUGUGGAGCUCCAAGAUGAAUUAUAUGCUCUAUGUCAGGAAUUGGACGGACUACGGAAGCGGGUGGAUAAGAUAGCGAACACGAUCAAGGAGGAGAGUGUGAAGCGUGUGGAGUUUGUCAUGAUGGAUAAGCUGAAGCAUGCUAUUCAAGAUCCGCUCUCCGAGAUCACUGCGAAGAAGACUACAGUAGCUUCCUUGCAGCAGGCACGCAAAGGGAAGGAGGCGGAGCCGAACAUUGCUAGAAUGACAAUGGAGAUGACGAUACUGAAGAAACAGCUCGAAGAGGUGAGGAACAUCAGGUACGAUAUAACGUCGUUCAAAGAGUCGAUAACCAAUAUCAAGACGCCCGCAAUGAGACAGUUUAUGUCGCCGCGACAACUCUUACCAAACGGCAAGAACCCGACGAAGAAGAUGACGCUUAUUCCAAACGGCGGUGCGCCGAGCAGUGUAAGGAAGAAGAUACGACAACAUAAGGACACUUGAAAGAGCGCGGCACAAGCUAAAGCUCGACGAAGAAUCCUACAGGGUAUGCAGAUUUCUAA